This is a messenger RNA of Labrus bergylta (ballan wrasse), 4930 nucleotides long. RefSeq names its product neuralized E3 ubiquitin protein ligase 4 (gene neurl4). NCBI's taxonomy places the organism in Eukaryota, Metazoa, Chordata, Actinopteri, Labriformes, Labridae. The record is from RefSeq and is a predicted model, not a curated record. Gene Ontology annotation, molecular function: ubiquitin protein ligase activity.
AUGGCGGCGGAGCUGCAUCCGCGGAGCGGAAAGCUGAUCGGCCUGUCCAACUCGAACCGAACCGCCCGGCGCAACCAGCCAGUCCAGGAGUUCAACCACGGCCUGGUGCUCAGUAAAGAGCCGCUGAGGGACAGGGAUGUCUUCACCGUUCGCAUCGACAAGAAGGUGAACUCGUGGAGCGGUUCCAUAGAGAUUGGCGUGACGGCAUUGGACCCCGCGGCACUGGACUUCCCCAGCAGUGCCACGGGCCUCAAGGGCGGCUCUUGGAUCGUGUCGGGCUGCUCGGUGCUACGGGACGGCCGCUCCGUCCUGGAGGAGUACGGCCGGGACCUUGACCAGCUAGCCGAGGGCGACCGGGUGGGCAUCCAGCGCAGCUCCCGCGGCGAGCUCCACCUCUGGGUGAAUGGACAGGACUGCGGCGCGGCGGCGAGCGGGUUGCCGCCGAAGCUGUGGGCGGUGGUGGACCUGUACGGCAAGUGCACUCAAGUGACAGUGGUGGGCUGUGAGCCGCCGCCGCCCUCUGCGGAGAAAGAGACAAUAGAAAGGGACGAGGAGGUGGAGGAUGAGGAGGAGGAGGAGGAGGAGGAGGAAGAGGAGGUGGUGGUGUGCGGCGUGCGGGAGGAUACAGGGAUCACGGCACUGAUGAAUGUGGCAGCAAUGAAUGGAAUGAUGAACGGAGAUGAAGUGCCUGAGCUUAGCUGCAGUCACAGCAGACCGGACAAGUUCCCCAACAACCUGGAACCAGACACGGUUCUAACAGAGCACCAGCUCUUUGACGUGUUCAACAAUGCAAUAGUUUCUUUUUAUCGCUCUGAAGAUGAGGGUGGAGGGGAGGAUGGAGGAGGAGGAGGAGGCGGCGCCGGCGGCAGCGGAGGAGGAAAUGCGGGCACCGAGUCUUCUUCUAGGAAUGACAGGGGGAGCAAUAGCAGCGGAGGAGGCGCGGUCAACAGCGACAGCGGGACAGGGACAACAACAGGAGGAGGAGGAGGAGGAGGAGGAGGAGGAGGUAGUAGUGGCGGAGAAGGUGAAAAUACAAACAACAGUCCUGCUGGUAACGGCGGCGUCGGGCAGGGGGUGGUGACAGGCGGGAUGACGACAAACGACGCGUUGCUCUUUCACGAAAAGUGUGGCACGCUAAUCAAACUGAGCAACAACAACAAGACGGCCGAGCGGAGGAGACCGCUGGACGAGUUCAAUAACGGCGUGGUGAUGACCAACCGGCCACUGCGACACAACGAGAUGUUCGAGAUACGUAUUGAUAAGCUAGUGGACAAGUGGUCAGGAUCCAUAGAGAUCGGAGUGACCACACACAAUCCAAACAACCUGGACUAUCCUGCAACUAUGACCAAUCUGCGCUCAGGUACAAUCAUGAUGAGUGGCUGUGGGAUACUGACGAACGGGAAAGGAACCCGCAGAGAAUACUGUGAAUUCAGCCUCGAUGAACUUCAGGAGGGCGAUCACAUUGGGUUAAUGCGCAAAGCCAGCGGGGCGCUCCAUUUCUACAUCAAUGGAAUCGACCAAGGUGUUGCUGCAGCCCAGACCCCUGCCGUGGUCUACGGCGUGGUCGACCUCUACGGCAUGGCCGUCAAAGUCACCAUAGUCCAUAACCACAACCACAGUGACCGCCUCAGACGCAACAACGCCAUCAUGAGGGCUCUAUCCCCCGACGUAGGCCGACCCAGGCCAUCCCUCUCCCUCACACCAGACCCGGAGGGGCCCGACCGGUUACUCUUCCACCACAACUGUGGUCAGAAGGCCGCCAUAAUCAGUGAUGGCAGGACGGCCCUGCGGCCACACGCCACUGAUGACUUCAACCAUGGCGUCGUCCUGAGCAGCCGACCGCUGCGCUCCAACGAGGUGUUCCAGGUUCGCAUUGACAAGAUGGUGGACAAGUGGGCGGGUUCCAUCGAAAUCGGCGUCACAACGCACAACCCUGCAUACCUGCAGCUGCCCUCCACCAUGACCAACCUGCGCUCUGGGACUUGGAUGAUGACGGGAAAUGGUGUCAUGCACAAUGGAACUACAAUACUGGACGAGUACGGACACAACCUGGACCGGCUUAAAGCCGGUGACACUGUAGGCGUAGUUCGGAAAGAAGAUGGCAGCCUCCACUUCUUCGUGAACGGUGUGGCUCAGGGCCCCGCUGCCUGGAAUGUUCCUCCCAGCGUGUACGCCGUGGUCGAUCUUUACGGCCAGGCUGCUCAGGCCACCAUCAUGGAUGACAUGGUCGACCUCCCUCCUCUCCCUGAGGACAGCUCAGACGGACCCACAGCCAUGUCCCCUGGGAGUCCCUGCUCAGUGGGCGGGGCCAGCACAACCAACGACCUGCGUUUCCACCAGCUACACGGCACCAACGCCGUCAUUACCAACGGGGGGCGCACCGCCCUGCGUCAGAACUGCCGCAGCGAGUUCAACGACGCGAUCGUCAUUUCCAGCAGGUUCCUACGAGACGGAGAGCUGUUUGAAAUCAUCAUCCAGAAGAUGGUGGACCGCUGGUCGGGUUCAAUAGAAGCAGGAGUGACAGCAAUCAGGCCAGAGGAGCUCGAGUUUCCCAACACUAUGACCGACAUCGACUACGACACGUGGAUGCUCAGUGGAACAGCCAUCAUGCAGGAUGGCAACACAAUGCGCAACAACUACGGCUGUGACCUGGACUCCUUAACCACCGCUUCACGGAUCGGCAUGAUGCGCUCGGCCACUGGCGACCUCCACUAUUACAUCAAUGGCAUAGACCAAGGCGUUGCCUGCACCGGUCUGCCACCAGAGGUGUUUGCUGUGAUAGACUUGUACGGUCAGUGUGUUCAGGUGUCUAUCACCAGCUCCUCAGGCCCGCUGGACAACAGUCUCUGUACCAGCAACGUCACUGAGAAGAGCUUCCCCAUCCAUUCUCCAGUAGCAGGUGUUGCCCAUCGCCUCCACAGUAAACACGGUAAGAACGUGAUCCUGCUCGGUGAGGGCUGCCAGGCGGUCAGAGUCGGAGGUUACGCUCACGGCAUCGUGUUCAGCGCGAGGGAACUCAAAGCAGACGAACUGUUCGAGUUGAGGAUCGAUGAGGUGGAUGAGCAGUGGUGUGGUUCGCUGCACAUCGGUCUGACCACGCUGUCCCCCCCAGAGCUGCCGUCCUGCCCACUGUCAGGUCUCUCCCCCUCCCUCCCGCAGCUUCGCACCAAGGUCACCUGGCUGCUCUGCGGCUCAGAAGUCCGUCGCAACGGUGUGCUGCAGCGGCAGAACUACUGCUGCUCACUGGACCGGCUGACGGUUGGGAACCGUGUGGGGGUAAAGAGAUGCAGUGACGACACAAUGCACAUCUUCAUUGAUGGAGAAGACAUGGGACCUGCAGCCACUGCAGUAUCCAAGAACGUGUUUGCAGUUUUGGACCUAUAUGGGCGGAUAACAGCAGUGUCCAUAGUGAGCUCAUCUUUAAUGGAGGACAUGGACAGCGUCAAGGCCCCCUCGCUCUCCUCAGACAGCUGCAGUGAAGGAGAGGAGGACAGCACCCCUGUCAGAGAGGUUGAGACUGAGCCGUGUGCGCUUGUACCAACUGUCAUGGCGUUCCUGGAAAACCAUGGCAAAAACAUCCAACUGUCCAACCAGAACCUGACAGCAGCCAGAGUGUCAAGCUACAACCAGGGCCUGCUGGUCACCGCCCAUCCCCUCGCUCGCCAGCAGCUUUUCCAGUUUCAGAUCGACCGUCUGAACUUGUCAUGGACGUCGUCGCUGUCGUUAGGAGUGAUCGGCCACUCGCCCGACCGGCUCAACUUCCCCUCCACAGCGUGUUGUCUGAAACGCUCCGCCUGGCUGCUGCAGAGAGACUCGGUCUUCCACAACUCUCUAAAGAUAUGUGAGAACUACGGUCCUAAUCUGGACACUUGUCCUGAAGGGACGUUGUUGGGUCUGCUGGUGGAUGCCAACAGCUGUCUUCACCUUUACGUCAAUGGCAUGGACCAGGGUGUGGCAGCGCAGGACAUCCCUUCACCCUGCUACCCCUUCAUAGAUCUCUACGGCCAGUGUGAACAGGUUACUAUAGUUACGAACAAUGUGCCAGCUGCGGGGGGAGAAAUUGGUGAACCACGAUGUCAGGGCGACAUGGAGAAGGCGGACAUGGUUGACGGAAUCAAAGAGAGUGUGUGCUGGACGCCCCCUCCAGAGGUCAACCCCAACAAGACCUGUGAGUACCAGGCUCUGUGCUCACGCUUCAAAGACCUGCUCACGCUACCAGAUGGGUAUUUUAACGAAGAUGCUAAGUACAACCUGUGCUACUGUGAGUCCUGCCACAAGCUCCGGGGUGACGAGGCUUAUUAUAAGAGAGGAGAGCCGCCCCGGGACUACGCCUUGCCCUUUGGCUGGUGCCGCUUCGCCCUCAGGAUCAAGCCCCACUGUGAGGUUGCCAAUGCACUGAAGAAAUGGCAUAUAGCUUACCACGGCACCAGUGUAGGAGCCCUGCGACGCACGCUCGACCACAGCCAGCUGCUGGCCGGAACGUCGUCCAUCUUCUCAGUGUCCCCAGCCAAAGCGGAGGGACCCAAUGGCUACAGUGAGCCUGAAGAGAACAGCGCCCCUGGCAGGGAGGUUCCUAGAGUGCGGCUCUCCCCCACCAUGCGCUACUCCGGCAUGGAGAUCUUUGCCCCUAAAGUGCAAUUUCAGGACCCCCGUUCUCACCGCUGCCACCAGGCCCAGGUAGGAUUCCAGGUGUGUGUGCGUCCCGGCUCCUACAAGGUGGGACCCCAGACGCUUGGCAACAGCGAGCCUCUGGAUCCCUUCAGCAACUCAGAGAUCGAGUGGAUCACGAAGGAGGAGGGCGGCACGCUCCUCUACGGACUGCUCAUCCGGGUCGAGUGAACAGGGCGGUGAGGGAGAGGCAUUCGGGUGGAAGUGAGGAGGAUCCGUGUAGGUACUCCUUGUACUUUUAAUAAAACUGACAACCAAAUCC